AUGUCGGUGACGCCCCCGCCCUCGACGCCCCCACCGCCGGGAACGCCUGGCGGCACGCACAGCAGCCCGAGCAAGCAGAGCAGCAGCCGAUGGGGUACCAUUUCGGGCGGCGCUCUCCGCAGCCCACCUCCCGCGCCCUCCUCGGGUGCUUCCGUCCGCCGCAACCACACCAUCCACGGCGCCCGCCAGAACGACAAGCCCCGUCUCGAGAAGCACUUUGAGCAGCCGGAGAACUUCGAGCAGCUCUACGGCGCCGGACACGCGACGAGCUCGGCCGCCGGCCACUCUUCGCUGGGCAUCGAUGGGGACCAACGCGGAUCGUCGUCCUCGUCCUACGUCCACCAUCCCUCGAGCGACCCCCUUUCCUCACCUCCGAACAGCUCGGGCUUCGCCGACGAGCCCCUCACCGACCUGGCCCCCCUGCAGGCGCUCUACUCCAAGGCGAACGUCUCGCGCAACAACUCGCUGCCGACGCGGCAUUCCUCUCGACUGACCUCGCAUAUGCCGGCCAGCGCGACCCAGGGACGCUCGAGCCUCUUCAACAGCCUCUCGGCAAUCACAGGCGGGAGCGACCACGACGAGCACGACUGGGAAAAGAUGAUCCGCGCCGGCGGCGCCCUAGGAGAUGACUCCAAGGACUCGGAGGAGGAAACGCUAGACGCCCUCUGGACCGACACCCUCUUUAUGCACAAACGAUUCCCUUCGGCCGCCACCUCGAACCAACCACGCUCGCCCAUCGCACACAGCGAACACCUCUUCGAAGGCCACCACCGCAGCGGCAGCUCGAGCGCCAUGGAGGCGAUCGAACAGGGCUUUUCGGCAUCGUCACCUCUGGGCCCCGGCUUCGUCCGGAGGCACCAGUCCCUCAACCACCACCACGGCGGCCGCCGGCUGACGACACGGUCGUCGGAUCUGCUCCGACAGACUACAUCGACGGCUGCGCCUGCGCCGUCGACUUCGAUCUCUGCCGAGAUCGAGCAGGCCCUCAGCCCGCGCCAGCCCACACUCAGCAUGUCGGCGGCCAGCAGCCCGAUCGCGCCCAGCAGCUACUCCAAGACACCCUGGGGUCACACCGGCGGCCACACCAUCGGAUCGCCUUCGCGCUUCGCCAACAGCUUUCCAUCGCCUACCGAAGGCAGGAUGGCCGAUCAGCAGCGGGAGCAGCAGCAGCAGCGGGAUGCGUCAGCUCCGGUCCACGGGCGCGUCGCAUCCUCCUCGGACUCGCCAUCUGGCUCGCUGAUGGACAUCCACGCCAGUCUAGCCAAGCUCGACAUCCGAGGCUCGUUCCAGCCCAUCCCCAGCGACCCGGCCGACGCACACCACGGCCUGCCCGAGCGGCCGAGCCUGCAGUCGAGGAGCAGCUCCUCGGACAUCCAGAUGCAAGCCGGCCAACAACGCAAGCUCCCGUCCUUGAUCACGAACCGAGAUGUGCUGGCCAGGGGCGCCGGCGCGACGCCGGGACAGAUGGGCGGUCCGAUCUCGGCGGCCGCCUAUGUGCCCCCCAUCGGCCAUGCGCAUUCUCGCCAGCAGUCGCACGAGCCCGGCGCAGGCGGUCGGUUCGAGAACGGCCCUCCCCUGCGCCUCGGCCCGUUUACCGCGGCGCCGACGACGGGGUGGCAGGAAAAGGAGCAGCUCUUUGGCGGCGGCGGCGGCGGCGAAGGGCCGGCCGCGCCGUUCCGCGGCAACGACCAGUGGGGGCUCGGGCUGAGCGCCGGACCCCCCCUGGCGCCGCCGACGCCCGUCGACCCGACGACCCUGAUGCUGCAAAAGGGCUACAACCCGCCGCCCGGCACGUUUGACCUCUGCCCGCCCGCCGCGCGCUUCUUUGUCAUCAAGUCGUACACCGAGGACGACGUGCACAAGUCGCUCAAGUACGAGAUCUGGGCGAGCACGGACAAGGGCAACCAGCGCCUCGACAAGGCCUUCCGCGAGAGCGCCCACACCGGGCCCAUCUACCUCUUCUUUUCCGUCAACGCCUCGGGUCACUUUUGCGGCAUGGCCCAGAUGCUCACCCCGCUCGACUACACCACCAGCAGCAACGUGUGGGCGCAGGACGGCAAGUGGAAGGGCACGUUCAAGGUGCGCUGGAUCUACGUCAAGGACCUGCCCAACAACCAGCUCCGGCACAUCCGCCUCCACAACACGCCCGAGGUCAAGCCCGUGACCCAGAGCCGCGACACCCAGGAGCUCACCCCGGACGCCGGCAGAGAGGUGCUCAGGAUCAUGGCCGACUACCAGGCAAAGACGAGCCUCCUCCAGGACUUUGACUUUUACGAGGUCCAGAGCCAGCAGCAGGCCGCCUUCAAGGGCCAGCCCGCCGCCAAGCCCGCACCGCACAGGGGCGGCAGCGGCAGCGGGCCCGUCAUCGGCGAGCAGCAGCAGCAUCAGCAGCAGCAGCAGCAGCAGCCGAGGCGCAACAACGGCGCCAGCCCUAGUCCAGCAACGCCCUCGAGGCUCGCCAAAGCCCGUCCAGAGCACUCGCCGCGCGUCGACGUCGACGUCGCCCCCGGCCUUGGCCCUUCGCCCCUGUGA
This is a messenger RNA of Pseudozyma flocculosa PF-1, 2532 nucleotides long. RefSeq lists its product as uncharacterized. The transcript has 4 exons. Gene Ontology annotation, biological process: mRNA destabilization. The record is from RefSeq and is a predicted model, not a curated record. NCBI's taxonomy places the organism in Eukaryota, Fungi, Basidiomycota, Ustilaginomycetes, Ustilaginales, Ustilaginaceae. Gene Ontology annotation, molecular function: N6-methyladenosine-containing RNA reader activity; mRNA binding. Gene Ontology annotation, cellular component: cytoplasm. Bases 1 to 2532 code for a protein of 843 amino acids.